GCGACUGUAGAUACGGAACCUGUUUAUUUAUCACAUAACAUUUCCAAUUCGAAAUAGAAUCAAAAUGGGCAGACCUCGAGGAAAAAAGCACGGCGGUCGAGGCGGUGGACGAGCUCCUCAGACUCGAGACAACGGAGCCGGCGAAUGGAAGGUGUUCAGCCCUGCUGACUACAAGAACGAGGCAUUCGAGGCGUACUACAAGGAGCAAAACAUCAUGACCCCCGAAGAAUGGCCCGAAUUCAUGUCCAGCCUCAAACAAGAACUUCCCUUGACUUUCCGAGUUACAGGCUCCCGAGCCCACGCCGAGACUAUCAACGACAUCAUCAAGGACACAUACGUUCCCAACAUGCAGAAUGUCGAGUUUGAAGGCAAAAAGUACAACCCCCCAACCCAGCUUGCCUGGUAUCCUGGUCAGCUCGCAUGGCAGGUCAACGCUCCCAAGCGUGUUGUGAGAAAGACGGAGCCUUUCAAGAACUUUCAAAGAUUCUUGGUUGGAGAAACCGAGGUUGGAAAUCUGAGCAGGCAGGAGGCAGUUUCUAUGAUUCCCCCUUUGUUCCUCGACGUUCAACCCCACCACCACUGCCUCGACAUGUGUGCCGCCCCUGGUUCCAAGACUGCCCAAAUCAUUGAAGCUCUCAACCCCCAUCACACUACCUCUACCGGUCUUCUUAUUGCAAAUGAUUCCGACUACAAGCGAACCCACAUGCUUGUCCAUCAGACUGGUAGAAUGCCGAGCAAAGGACUGAUGGUUACCAACUUUGACGCUUCCAUGUUCCCCGCCAUCAAGUUGGAAGAGGGCAAGAACCUCCAGUUUGACCGAAUCCUCGCCGAUGUACCCUGUAGCGGCGACGGUACCCUCCGCAAGAAUAUGGAAAUUUGGGCCAAGUGGGGUGUCGCCGACGGCAACUCCCUUCACUCUCUUCAGCUUCGUAUCCUCGAACGCGCCAUGAACAUGCUCAAACCCGGCGGUCGAUUGGUUUACUCUACCUGCUCCCUCAAUCCCUCUGAAGACGAAUCCGUCAUCGCCGCCGCACUACUCAAACACACUCAAUUCUCUCUCGUAGACGUUUCAUCAGAUUUGCCUGAAUUGAAGAGGAGGCCGGGAAUGGACAAGUGGAAAGUUGCGACCCAGGAAGGCAAGGAUGGGGAGAUUCACUGGUACGAAACAUUUGAUGAAUACAGGAAGGCUGUGGAUGAGGGCAAGGAGAAGGAAAAGGGCGAGAAGGGUAAGGGCUUGCCGAGCAGUUUAUGGGCGCCCGAAAACGUGGAGAGUCUCAAUCUCAACAGAUGUAUGAGAUUAUUACCCCACGACCAGGACACUGGCGGUUUCUUCGUCGCCGUUCUUGAGCGAGCUGGUGCCUCUCAAACUUCAUCACUCAAGAGGCAAGCGAGUCCGGUGGAGGGGGAGGCGGAGAUCAAGCGAGCGAGGGAAAAGUCACCCGCGCCUGCCGCGUCUGCUGAGGCUGAAGCUGCCCCUGCGGCUGCGGCUGCGGCUGCCGAGAGUGCAGUUAAGGCAGAGAAGCCAGUGACAACCAAGAAGGAAAAGAGGGAUAACUCUUUCAAGGAGGAUCCAUACUCCUAUGUCGACCCUUCCCACGCAGAAGUCAAGGCCAUCAUCGAAAAGUUCCAGUUCAAGGACACUUUCCCCAGAGACAACUUGUUGGUUAGGAACGAGUACGGAGACCCCCUUCGAACCAUGUACCUUACCAAUGACAUUGUCAAGCAAAUCAUCCUUAACAACGAUUACACCCGCAUGCGUCUCAUCUCCGCCGGUAUCAAAUCCUUCACUCGUCAAGAUUCGGCCACAUCCAAAAAUUCUGAGCUGAUCUGCAAGUGGCGUCCCCCAAUCGACGGUAUCCUCGAGCUCCUCCCUCACCUCGGCGACGGUGUCCUCAUCGAAGGUACCCUCUCCGAACUCCGCACCUUGCUUGAAGACCACUACCCUGCUCUCGAAAAGUUCAAGAGGAGUGAAUGGAAAGAGGAGAUGGAGAAACGCGAGAUGGGCGCCGCUGUUGUCAAGUUUAACGCUGGGAACUGCGAUGGCGGCGAACUCAAGUUGCCGAUGUAUCUUCCUAUCUGGAAGGCCAAGAUGAGUUUGAGCUUGAUGAUCGAUAAGCGAGAGAAGAGUAUUCUCUCACUGCGAACAUUUGGCGAGGACAUUUGCAAACCUCCUCCUAUUCAGUCCGAUCAGAAGGUCGCUUCUGCCUCUACUGAUCCCACUCCAGCCUCUACUGAUCCCACUCCAGCGGAGAAGGAGGCACAGAAAAUGGAAGAUCUUGUCGCCGGCGACGCAGAGGGUGAGGGAAAGCCUGGGGUAGCUCUGGCCACUGAAGGAGGUGAGGAGGUGGUGGCUUGAAAAGAAACAAUUUUGGUUCCAUAUUGUCUUCUUUCAUUUCAAUUAUUCAUGGCAUUGCAAUGUAUGUCAAUGGCAGGUUAUAAUCGAAGCAAGUCAAACGUCCUUAUGAAUGAGUCCAAACAUAAUAACAUUCCCCCCACCAAUAGUCAUCGAGCAAGCUCUACGUUGGGACGAAAUA
Cryptococcus deneoformans JEC21 is the source of this 2534-nucleotide messenger RNA. Its product is annotated as tRNA (cytosine-5-)-methyltransferase, putative. The coding region runs from base 65 to 2356 and encodes 763 amino acids. Gene Ontology annotation, biological process: tRNA methylation. The record is from RefSeq and is a predicted model, not a curated record. Lineage: Eukaryota; Fungi; Basidiomycota; Tremellomycetes; Tremellales; Cryptococcaceae. Gene Ontology annotation, molecular function: tRNA (cytidine-N5)-methyltransferase activity; tRNA binding. Gene Ontology annotation, cellular component: cytoplasm; nucleus. The transcript has 7 exons.